Salvia miltiorrhiza (redroot sage) is the source of this 2104-nucleotide messenger RNA. Its product is annotated as allene oxide synthase 1, chloroplastic. Gene Ontology annotation, cellular component: chloroplast envelope; chloroplast thylakoid membrane. Gene Ontology annotation, biological process: sterol metabolic process; jasmonic acid biosynthetic process. The record is from RefSeq and is a predicted model, not a curated record. NCBI's taxonomy places the organism in Eukaryota, Viridiplantae, Streptophyta, Magnoliopsida, Lamiales, Lamiaceae. The transcript has a single exon. Bases 268 to 1866 code for a protein of 532 amino acids. Gene Ontology annotation, molecular function: heme binding; iron ion binding; oxidoreductase activity, acting on paired donors, with incorporation or reduction of molecular oxygen.
UUUCUAGGAAAGCGGAAUUCACCAUACUUUUCUUCAUUCGUAACUUUCCUACUAUUCAAUAUUGUAUUGGUAGCAUUGGACGGCGCCGGUAAUAGAGUAGAAAUUUUCCGACCCAUGUUUUUUAUACUUGAUCGCAAAAUCACAUUAAUAAUUAUUUUUAUUUUUAUUUUAUUAUGCCCUCCCGUGUUUAUUUAUACCUCCAGAAUAGUCAACUAAAUCAAUCAAACUCAUUUCGUAGCAGUCAAAAUCCUCAUAACUCACUCGGCAAUGGCUGCUUCGCAUUCUCUCUCAUCUCUCUCUCCUCCCCACCUCCAAUUCUCUUCCCAAACCUCUACAAGAAAGCUACCCGCUUUCUCAAAACCCUUGAGGCCUCAGCCGAUCAUCACCGCCACCAUAUCCGAGAGACCAUACAUUUCACAGCCACUUCCGCCGCCACUGACGGCGGCGACGCCCUCCACGCUACCCAUCCGCAAAAUCCCGGGAGAUUACGGGCUUCCCUUGAUCGGGCCAUGGAAGGACCGAGAAGACUUCUUCUACAAGCAAGGGCGCGACGAAUUCUUCAAAUCGAGAAUCAAGAAAUACCAAUCCACUGUGUUCCGAACCAACAUGCCACCCGGCCCCUUCAUCUCCUUCAACCCGAACGUCGUCGCCUUGCUCGACGGCAAGAGUUUUCCGGCGCUCUUCGACACCGAUAAAGUCGAGAAGAAGGACCUCUUCACCGGCACCUACAUGCCCUCCGUGGAGCUCACCGGCGGCUACCGCACCCUCUCCUUCCUCGACCCAUCGGAGCCCAACCACGCCAAGCUCAAGAAGCUCAUGUUCUUCAUGCUCUCCCACCGCCGCGAUCGCGUCAUGCCGGAGUUCCACAGCAGUUACACCGAGCUGUUCGACAACUUAGAGAGAGAAUUGGCCUCCAAGGGAAAAGCCGACUUCGGGCCGCCCAGCGAUCAGGCGGCGUUCAAUUUCUUGGCCCGCUCCUUCUUCGGAGUCGACCCGAGGGAUACCAAACUCGGGGCGGACGGGCCGAAGCUCGUCACGAAAUGGGUACUGUUUCAGCUGCAUCCGCUGCUCACUCUGGGCCUGCCGCGGCCCGUUGAAGAUGGGCUCUUACACAACUUCAUGCUGCCGCCGACGUUGAUCAAGAAGGAUUAUCAAAGGCUAUACGACUUCUUCCUCGGCAACUCCGCCGCGCUCCUCGACCAAGCCGAGAAGCUGGGGCUCUCCCGCGACGAGGCCUGCCACAAUCUGCUCUACACCACGUGCUUCAACUCCUUCGGCGGCAUGAAGAAGCUCUUCCCCAACAUGCUCAAGUGGGUCGCCCGCGCCGGGACCAGGCUCCACACGGAUCUCGCCAGGGAGAUCCGGGCGGCGAUCGCGUCCCGCGGCGGCGGCGGCGUGACCAUGGCGGCGAUGGAGGGCAUGCCGCUGAUGAAGUCGGUGGUGUACGAGGCGCUGCGCGUGGAGCCGCCCGUGGCGUCGCAGUACGCCAAGGCGAAGCGCGACUUCGUGGUGGAGUCGCACGACGCGGCGUUCCGGAUCAAGGAGGGGGAGAUGCUGUUCGGCUUCCAGCCCUUCGCCACCAAGGACCCCAGGAUAUUCAGCCGGGCCGAGGAGUUCGUGCCGGACCGGUUCGUCGGCGAAGAAGGGGAGAGGCUCUUGAAGCACGUGGUCUGGUCCAACGGCCCGGAGAGCGGCCACGCCACCGUCAACAACAAGCAGUGCGCCGGGAAGGACUUUGUCGUGCUGGCGGCCAGGCUGCUGCUGGUGGAGCUCUUCCGCCGCUACGACUCAUUUGAUAUUGAGGUUGCGGCAUCGCCGUUGGGCUCCGACAUCACAUUGACGUCGUUAAAACGGGCAAGCUUUUAGAUUGCGGGAGGGGUUGCUGAGGUUUUUGUCGGCAGUGGCGUGGCUGAGUUUGGAUCGCCGGCGAAGUAGUGGUGGUAGGUGGAAAAUUUUAAUUAUUUGUUUAGAGAUAUUAGUUGCCCAUAGAGGAUAUAGUGCGUUUGUGCGGUUGUAUAUUUUGAUAUUUUAGUUGUAUAUGUUACCUUUUUCUUUUUGUGAAUUUCUUCCCACAAAUUUAAUAUAGAAUUUAUUUUUUUCUCAA